Sphaeroforma arctica JP610 is the source of this 234-nucleotide messenger RNA. RefSeq lists its product as hypothetical. The record is from RefSeq and is a predicted model, not a curated record. NCBI's taxonomy places the organism in Eukaryota, Ichthyosporea, Ichthyophonida. The annotation marks the transcript as partial. The transcript has a single exon.
ACACACAGAAGAAACCGUGGCGCAGAUUGAGAGUCGCGUCAAGAAACAAGGCUUCAACUGGGUCACAGACAGAGACGUAGGGCUCCAGCUGAUACAGAAGUACAGACACACCCAGAAGCAAGCACAGCCUGAUCAGGAUCACGUGUGGAUUAAGCCAGAUUCGGUUAUAAAGCUGGACAAGAUCGGGAGCGGAAAGUUUGGCGAUGUCUACAGAGGUGUGACGCUGGUGGAAGG